Messenger RNA from Trichomonas vaginalis G3, 863 nucleotides. RefSeq lists its product as uncharacterized. The transcript has a single exon. The record is from RefSeq and is a predicted model, not a curated record. Lineage: Eukaryota; Parabasalia; Trichomonadida; Trichomonadidae. The annotation marks the transcript as partial.
AUGACGACUAACUAUUUGAUGUCAAACACUAAACCAAUUAAUGGAAAUGUGUUUCAUUCAUUCGAAAAGAUAAAUGAAAUAUUCGCAAAGAAUGACGGUAGAAGAUAUUAUAGAGAACUUGAAAGUUCAUGCUAUGACUCUGAUACUCCAUAUUUUGAUGAUAAACAAACUCAUUUAAGAAUUACGAACCCAGCUCAUGAUGUGAACCAAUUAGGUGACACAUAUAUUAAACGCAAAGUUAAAGUAACUCUAGUUUCAAAUAAAGCUUUCACAUGUGAUGCCGCUUUUAAAUGCAUGCGUUUAUUCGUUGGUUACAAAUCAUCAAAUCAAAGCUUUAAACAAUUAGAAGUAGAAACUGAAAGAGGUGACGCUGGUUAUCUUCAGAUGGAUUGCGCCCGUGAAUCUUUCGCAUUUGCAACAUAUAAACCAAAAUCAGAAAGGAAAGUUAAAAAGUUUGUUCAUUCGUUAUAUAAUAAUGUUCAAAAAUAUGAUAACUCAGUAUGUGGUAAAUAUAUUGACCCUUCAGAAGUUUUCAAGAAAGCAAAUGAAGAAGUUGAUGUCACUUUUGAUAUGAUUAUUCCGGUAAAUGAUUUGUUAGCAUUUCAGGCGUUCGAUGAUUAUCCAAAAUCAUUUGGCGAUAUCAUUCUUAAAUAUUAUGUUUUCAGGGAUACUUUGGUAUUUUGUCAGGUUGACCCGUUAAGAGUUGCUGAUUUACAAAAUUACGUUUAUGAAAAGAUAACUGAUGAAAAUUAUGAAAAGAUUAUGAAUCAUGUUUAUAAAUAUGAUCGCAAAUUCCAACAAAUCGGACUUCCUACCAAAUUAAUUACAGGCUUAGCCGCUACAUCUGCUGACGCAACAGUUGA